CGCAAAAUGCCAUUCUCGUUUAUUCAUAAACGUAAAAUACAAAUUGUUUUACGAUUUAUUGUGGAUUUUCUCAAGCAUAAUCCCAUACAUUGUACAUCGUAUUUGGCAAAAACCCAGAUUCAUUGGUUGGAAUUAAUGUACUGGAUUUUAGCACUUUUAAUAUUUCUUAUUAUUGGUUUUAUAUGUGGUAUGGAUUUAAUUGCCGACUAUGUAUCCAGAAAUACAGCUUUGACAACUAAUAUUGCCAAUGGUGUUAUGCAAACUUAUUAUCCCUCAUUAACCUUGUGUCCAGAUGAUAUAUUGGAUCAGAAAAAGUUAAAGCAUUUCAAAAGAGAAUAUGCUAAAAAGCUCCUUAAAAUGCAAUAUUUUCCUAAUCAUAAUAAAUUCCUCAAGGAAAUAUGGAAAUUGGAGGAAUUUUUACAACAACUUUCAAAAACAACAGCUAAAAAGGCAUACCCAUAUGCAUCCGGUAGUACCAUACCACAAGAGGAUUAUAUGCAGUUGAUCUUUAAUUUAUCACGCAACUACGAUGUUAGAGUGGAAAACAAAACUGCCGUAAAAAUAAUGACAGAAGUUGGAAUAUGUUAUACAAUUAACAAUAUUCAUAGUAAACAAUUAUAUACGAAAUAUUGGCGGGAUUUAGAACCAUAUCCGAAAAACUACAAUGAUCGUUUUACGCAAAAAUCUUUCACUUUUCGCAGCACUUUUCCUUUGCGAACUAAUAUAAAUCAUAAUAUUACUGGCAAGAUAACAGUUUACGCACAUAAUCCAUAUGAGGUGCCGACAAUUUGGACUCGACCAGCUCUAAUAAUUAAUAAAGAUAAUAAUACGUACAUUUUAAAAGCUGCUAUUCAACAAAUCACAGUUGAUGAAACUGUCUUUAAUCGUACACUAGAAUUAUCAUGUACAACAAAUUCGAUUAUAUUGUGUCGUUAUCUGGUGCCUUGUCGUCAUUCUUUGGAUUUACUAUAUAUGGUUUAUGUGAUUUCAUAUAUUUCUUUACUAUACGAAUAUAUUGGUUUCGAAAAGGUUUUCGAGGUGCAAUCGAUGAAUUGA
Messenger RNA from Lucilia sericata (common green bottle fly), 1056 nucleotides. RefSeq lists its product as uncharacterized. Gene Ontology annotation, biological process: sodium ion transport. The record is from RefSeq and is a predicted model, not a curated record. The coding region runs from base 7 to 1056 and encodes 349 amino acids. Gene Ontology annotation, molecular function: sodium channel activity. NCBI's taxonomy places the organism in Eukaryota, Metazoa, Arthropoda, Insecta, Diptera, Calliphoridae. The transcript is spliced from 7 exons. Gene Ontology annotation, cellular component: membrane.